AUGGCUGAGAAUCCAGAGGGAACUGUUGUUGAAUUCAAUCCAUUACAGACUCCAGUCCAGAAUAACGAUAUUCAGAUAGGAUUUCGUGACUUUGUUAAGUAUUUAACAGAUGGAUAUUACGAAAAGGAUAUUCAAAAGCAGUUUCAUGACUUAUCUGAUGGAAUCACAGGUCUCAAUAACAAGCUUGAGAAAGAACUCUUUAGAGUUCAGAAUGCUCUCGUUGCAAAUCCAUCAAAUACAAUUCGAACAUUACCUCUUUUAGCAGGAAGAGAAGUCGAAUGCAUUUCAACAGUUCAACCAGCAGCAUGGAUCAGUGGCGUUGUUGGCGGCAUGUAUGAUCCAGUUAAAGAUUUUAUCUGUUUAAAUUGCGUCGGUCAUUGGGAAGGAAAAGCAAGAUCCCUUAAUCACUAUCUAUGGAAAUCAAUAACAACUCCAUGCUUUUGCGCUUUUCAUCUUAUUGCAUUAAUCUCGAUCAUUUUAGGCAUUUUAUUUGCAUAUUUGAAUCCAAAUAUUAAGAAUAAUAACCUCUCUGAGAUAAAAUCAAUUAUUAUUGUAUCUGUUAUUUCCGUAAGCUAUGAUUUAGGAUGCGUAAUUAUUUUACUCAUGUUGGAAACAUUUUCACCUGAUGAUCCUGCUCCAUUUGAAGCUUCACAAGUUCAAGAGCAAGUGCAUCAAGUUAUAAAUUCUGCAAUUGAAUGCAUUGCAGUUGAAAUUUCUGAUGAACAUAAAUCACUUGCAACAAAUGAAAUGGAAAUGAAGAAUCCUCAACUUGUUGGCCAUUUCGUCAUGGUUUUCUUCUAUGAAACCGGCAAAACUGUCCUUGCAAACCUUCUCAAGCCAACUGGAAUCUUCUCUGAAAAGAACAUUCAGACAAUUGAAUGGCCCGAAUUCGAACGUUUUCUUUCAUUGUUCAGAUUCCUCCGUGAGUUCUCUGAUGCUGAAAUCCUUACAUACGAACCUAUUCCAGAUUUGACAAGAAAGAAAUUUUUCAAAGCUCUCAUUGUCGCUCUUGAACGUGGUCAGCCAGAAGUCCACUUCCAACUCCUGAGGUUGCUUGCUCUCGCACUUGAGCCACCGAAUAUCAGAAUGCAACAUGUCGAAAAAGACAAACAUGAUAUUAACAUGAAUCACUAUCUAACAACAAACUCGGUUCGAUCUCUUGUUCAUGAUCUCAAAAUUGAUCUUAUCAAAUGGAAGGCUUCUAAGAAUCCUCUUUCAUAUGGUUCAAUUGAGAAUCAGGCCAGAAUCGAAGUCAUUGUUGCAAAGUCAUCAGACGAACAACUUGUUACCUUCAGAUCUCAUGCUUCAAGAUUCAGCUCAACUUAUACCGAAUUAGGAUGA
Trichomonas vaginalis G3 is the source of this 1341-nucleotide messenger RNA. RefSeq lists its product as uncharacterized. The transcript has a single exon. The record is from RefSeq and is a predicted model, not a curated record. Bases 1 to 1341 code for a protein of 446 amino acids. Lineage: Eukaryota; Parabasalia; Trichomonadida; Trichomonadidae.